Molecule: messenger RNA, 246 nt
Organism: Colletotrichum costaricense
Lineage: Eukaryota; Fungi; Ascomycota; Sordariomycetes; Glomerellales; Glomerellaceae
Exons: 1
Source: RefSeq, a predicted model, not a curated record
CUGCGCUUUUCCAAACAGGCGCCCCGUCGAUGGCUGCCCAAGCGGCGACGUCAGGUUCGAGAGGGCACAAAAGCGGACUGGGCCACUAAGGCUAAAGGCCGCGUUGGACCGGGUCUGGAAUGGUCAGAUGGGCAGAACCGCAGCGAAAAGCAACGACGCAGGCCUCGGGAAGGGCUUUUUACAAGGAGUAGCCUUGUUGCCACAGCCCUCUCGUCUCCCGCCAGGUUUGGACGACGGGUGCGAUGA